UCAUUACUCUUCAAGUUUUGAGAAAUUCAUUUCACUUUCGAUCGCCGGUAGUUUCCACUUUCGUUAUUGAUCGACUGUAAUUCUUGCCAUUGCCGUCUUAUUGGAAACUCAAGCCAACUAACUCAUCUUCACUCUUUAAAGCGCCUAAAUCUCUUUAUCGAAAUGGCGACCGAAACCUUAAUCCCACUUGAGUCUAAUCCUGAAGUAAUGAACAAGUUUCUUCAGAAGUUAGGCGUUCCUAGCAAGUGGAAUAUUGUAGAUGUGAUGGGCUUAGAACCUGAAAUGCUAUCUUGGGUCCCACGCCCUGUUCUUUCUGUCAUGUUGCUGUUUCCCGUAUCUGAUGCCUAUGAAGAACAUAAGCAGAAGGAAGAAAACGAAAUUCUCUCCAAGGGUCAAGAAGUGACUAACAAUAUUUUUUACAUGAAACAAAACAUCAGCAAUGCUUGUGGCACUGUUGCUCUGGUGCACAGUGUUGCCAACAAUACUGAUAAGAUUAACUUGACUGAUGGUCACUUAAAGAAGUUCUUAGAUGAAGCUAAGCCUCUGGAUGCUGCCGCUCGUGGCACUCUGCUGGAGAAGUCAGAGGGUAUCAUCAAUGCUCAUAAGGAGCUGGCUCAGGAGGGCCAAACUAAUACUCCCAGUGCUGAGGAUCCUGUGAAUCAUCAUUUUAUUACUUUUGUCCAUUUGGAUGGCGCUCUGUAUGAAUUGGAUGGGCGUAAGGCAUUCCCUAUCAACCAUGGCCCCACUACUCCUGAUACUCUGUUGGAAGAUGCGGCAAAAGUUUGUAAGCAGUUUAUUGCUCGUGAUCCGAAUGAAGUUCGCUUCACUGUAAUCGCUUUGACUGAGGCAAAUUGAAUUUUUUAAUAUUUUGUAUGAUGCCAAGCAGUCAUUAAACAUGUGUGCUUUGAAUAAUAUGCUUAAGUAUUUUAAUAAUUUCAUACCAAAUUUUGUAAAGCAUUGCAAGCUUAUGUGAUAUUCUUACACAAGUGAUUAGAAAUAAAUUAUUUAUUUUCCA
Messenger RNA from Papilio xuthus (Asian swallowtail), 1015 nucleotides. Lineage: Eukaryota; Metazoa; Arthropoda; Insecta; Lepidoptera; Papilionidae. The record is from RefSeq and is a predicted model, not a curated record.